UCGACACGGAACCAAGUGAACUUGAAGAAAGUGUUUCUGGUGUUUUCCUUUUAUUUAUCUUUUUGCUACAUUCGAUCGAAAAUCAAAAUAAAAAAAUUUAUUUCGCAAAAUAUUCAAAAUUCAAAAAUGUUCAAAUUAACGAUCGCUUUAGUGAUAUCAUUAGCUCUACUUGUGUCAUUUACAAGUGCUGAGAAUAGUAACAGCACAGAAGAAGAACGCAGUUUGAUUGAACAAAAUGAGGAUAAUUCCAAUUCAACGGAUGUCGGAACAAGCAGAAUCAGGCAUCAUCACUUACUCCCAUUCUAUGGUGGAUCAGCGCUGCUCGGUUUCGGUGGAUUGCAUGCUUUGGCAGUACUAUAUGCAAUUAAAGUGAAGAUUAUCGUCGUUGCUGUCGUCAUCGCUCUGUCCAUAUACUACUACUCGAAGAUCUAUUUGGCGAAAAGCUGCCUUCAUUCAGAAGUCAUCCGAGAUACGAAUCCGUAUGAAAGUUUCUCUAGUCACGGUCCAAGUGGAUAUUCAAAUUCAUUGCCAUCGGACUUCAGUUAUUCCGGUCCCGAUCCAUACAGUGCUUAUGCUCACAUUCAUCCGGACAUUACAUCGAUUGAUCAUCUACAUCAUCAUGCCACCGGAUUUGAUGACGUUCAUCCAUCGUCAUUCGAACACGACCACCAUGAACAUGAAUCCAUUCCGGACAGUUAUCCAGCUGGCUCUGAACCAGGCGUGAGCACAUCUCAAAAUGCACAAAGUACAGCUGCAGCUGCGGCAGCAAAUGCAGCAGCAGCAGAACAAACAAAAAUGACCCGACGAAUUUACGAUCAAAUGAGACAAUUCGGGAAUCCAAUGUUUGAUAAUAUUAAUUGGGCGGAAAUAGCUUUUCAAUUUUUAGGAGUCGAUUCGGAUGGCUGCCGGCGUAGAUUUACAUGUGAACUAGACUUUAGAAUGAAGGGAAGUCCAUUCACCAAAUUUGUGUUCAGCAUGGUUAGUCCCAAAUAUUUUAACAAAUAUCGAGAUUUAUCCAGAGAUGCCACCAAACCAACAUCGUUCUCCGACUGUGCUCGCAUUCAUCGUGAGUGUAAAGAAGCGGAGAAAUAUGAUCAACCGGAGGAAGACAUUGAAGAAGUGACUGAGCCAGCUGAAAAUGGAUUGAACGAAGAAAGUGACCGACAGAUGCACGAACCACUAGGACGUCUAAUAAUAAGAAGGUCUGAACAGCAGUAGAAUCUUCGUGUAGGAACAUUAGCUUUAGGAUUUUAAUUUAUUUUGGGUUUAUUGAAUGUAUUUAUUUUUUGAAUGUAUCAGAUUGUGUUUGGGUAAUUAUACAAGUACACGACAACAACUUAUGUGGUUCGACUAUUAUUAUUUACUGCAGUCAGAUGGGAGCAACAAAAUAAAUGUGGUCUGCUCUAUUGUAUGUACCUUUUAGUGUAAAAAUUGAAUGCAAAGAUCUAUUAAAAGAACCAAAAACCGGUUUGAACCUCAGUUUAGAGGCGUGUACAGUGUUCA
This is a messenger RNA of Bradysia coprophila, 1503 nucleotides long. RefSeq lists its product as uncharacterized. The record is from RefSeq and is a predicted model, not a curated record. Lineage: Eukaryota; Metazoa; Arthropoda; Insecta; Diptera; Sciaridae.